Molecule: messenger RNA, 1099 nt
Organism: Lathyrus oleraceus (garden pea)
Lineage: Eukaryota; Viridiplantae; Streptophyta; Magnoliopsida; Fabales; Fabaceae
Exons: 3
Coding region: 83-937 (284 amino acids)
Source: RefSeq, a predicted model, not a curated record
AUGAUGUGAAAUAGAGAUAAAUAAGAGACGAGAAUAUAUACCAAAAUGAAGAAAAGAAAAGAAAAGAGAAGAGAAUAGAACCAUGCGCGCGAUUCCAGUCUCCACAGAAGCAUUCCUAUUCCCUACACCAUCACCCACUCCCAUUUCCAUUACCCAUUCCUCCACUCUUUUACACCCUCAUCCUUUUCAUUACAACAAAACCCUUUCCACCACACCAUGCUCCUUCAACUCUAAAACCACUCCAUUCUUCUACCCAGCUUCCAAAUCCAACAACCCAAUCACUCUGGACGACGAUGCCGACGACGACGAUUCUGAGAAUUCCUUGCUCACGGCGGAUACCCAAGCUCAAGAGCCGGACUCCUUGGUUGAGGACGGAGUUUUCAUAGAGGUGACCAAGCUUGAGAAGAACUCACGCAGAAUCGAGUCGAGGAUUUCAAUCCACGCUUCACUUGAUUCCGUUUGGAGUAUCUUGACUGAUUAUGAGAGGUUGGCGGAUUUUAUUCCUGGCCUUGCUCUUAGUAAAUUGAUCCAAAAAGCUCCCAAUUUUGCUAGACUUUUGCAGAUUGGAGAGCAGAACUUGGCAUUUGGGCUAAAAUUUGAUGCUAAAGGAGUUAUAGAUUGUUUCGAGAAAGACUUGGAGACUCUUCCAUCUGGUAUGAAGCGUGACAUAGACUUCAAGAUGAUUGAAGGGGAUUUUCAACUCUUUGAAGGAAAAUGGUCUAUUUCACAGCUUUUCAGCAGUGGAAGUGAUGAGUCUCCAAUACGGGAGAUUAGCACGACACUUACAUACAUUGUUGACGUUAAGCCGAAGUUGUGGUUGCCAGUUCGGCUCAUAGAGGGUAGACUUUGUAAAGAGAUAAAAAAGAACCUUAUAUCCAUAAGGGGCGAAGCUCAGAAAGCUACUGAUAGAACUCUGGAUGUAAAUCAAUUCGGAUGAGUUAUGUAAAUAUUAUCAUAGAAAAAAUGAAUACAAGUCAAAUUCAUUGCGUCAAUUCUCACAUUGUAAAGUUUUCAAGGUUGGCCAUAUUCUGUUCCUAAAUUAUGUUCAAGUUCUGGACUGACCACACUUUGAUAUUUAUUUUGAACCCUUUAUACUCCA